Cucumis sativus (cucumber) is the source of this 1461-nucleotide messenger RNA. RefSeq lists its product as uncharacterized. NCBI's taxonomy places the organism in Eukaryota, Viridiplantae, Streptophyta, Magnoliopsida, Cucurbitales, Cucurbitaceae. The coding region runs from base 238 to 1047 and encodes 269 amino acids. The record is from RefSeq and is a predicted model, not a curated record. The transcript is spliced from 6 exons.
UGGACGAAACACAAAUGCAACGAUUGAUUCGACUCCUCAUCUUCGACUCUCCUCAGUCCUCACUCCGUUCAACGUCCACAGCGACUCCUCGUCUCCUUAGUCCUCAUAUCUUCACUGAUUCUUCUUUGAAAUUUGUAGAUUUCUUUCUUGAAGGAAGGGCAGUUCAGUUCUCGGGUUUCAACUUUGUUAGCUAAUUUAUAGCAGUGUGCUUUUGUGGCUCUCUGGUGUUGCAUUGUUAUGUCAAACCAUCAAUCUGAUACAGCUGACCAAGAUAAACUCGAACCUGAUACCUUCUGUUACUUCAAACGGGAAGUUAUAGAUUUGUUAUCUCAAGAGGAUAAUGUACCCUCUCCUCCCCAUAAUUCACAGAUAUCUGGAGCUUCACCCCCAUUUAGUGAUUGCAUAGGACCUAAGCUGUCUCAUUUUAAAAAGGAAAAACUGAAGACAUUGCUCAGGCAGAGUGUAGUUACUCUUUCGAAAGAAGUAAAUGAGAUGCUUGAGCCUGCUCGAUCUACCCAGCGCUUGAAGUCAUAUUUGAGAUCCAAAAAGAAUUUGGAAAAAGUGGCUAUGAAUAAUGUGAAGCAAGCUCCUUUUAAGAAACUCAAAUCCUUAUCCUCUUCAACCGGCCUAUCUGCACAUGAGGAUUGUGCUAAUCUUGGAUCUAGUAUGAUGAUAGAUGAUGAAUUGCAGUUUUUUCUAGAUAAUUAUAGCGAGCAGAUUGAAGACGUAGUUGCAAAAUUUUCAAAUGAUCUAUCUGGAACACUAGGGCACAUGGAGCAACAACUUGAGGAAGUUCUUGAUUCUGUACUAUCAAAUUUCAGGCCUAUGACCUUCAAGGAAAAAGAAGAGCUUCAGAAAUUGAUUCAGAAGCUUCCACCAGAAAAUAUCAGGCGUGUUGCAGAAAUUGUCAUCCAACAUAGGACCGAUAAAACAGAUCUGUCUGGUGAAAUCCAUAUUGGUUUGGAUAAAGAGAAUAACACUACUCUCUGGAGAUUGUAUUACUAUGUCGAAGCAGUUGAGAAAGCAAAGAAGCUGGCAUCAAAAUGACUGUUCAUCAACUAUCUACCUAUCUGAGAUGGAUGACUUCAUCAUUUUUUUUUCGAGGGUCCAAGAAUCUCUUUUGAAGGAAAAGACAAUGCCUUGCUCUUCUUUUAAACAAGUUUUGAAGGCUCUUAAAGUUCAUGUGAAAACGUUCAGAAACCCCUUUCUUUGUUUCCUGGCUUCGCAGGUGGCUGCCGGUUGGUGGUCUCUUUGAUUUUGGGGCUAAAAGGACAUUUUUUGUCCCAACGUUUCUAAGGGACGAUGAAAUCCUAUCUGUACCCCUCAAUUGAAUUCCACAUUAUCUAGAAUUCAAAUGAAAUUGUAAAUCAUUUGGCACUUAGCUUUGUGCCAUUUACAACUUUUAAGAACUAAAAUAUUUGUUAGUCAUAUUCCAGAGAAUGUGCUUCAGUUUUGACUUUU